UUCAGUCGCCUCGCUACACCGGCUCCGGGUUCGAUUCCCGGUCAACUAAUUUGAUUUAAGUCUGCUCUCUCGCUUCAUAGCUCGAUUGCCGAUGACUCGUGUUGAUGUUAACAAUAAGUUGAUCGGUUUUUAAUUGAUUGUGUCAGUCUUGGUUGAUUCGCGCGUCUUGAGUGGUUUGACGGCAUGUCGCAGAUCUGAAGGACAACCAACUCCACGAUGCUGCAGGGCAUCUCCCGGCCGGAGCAGGGGCUGCUGCCACCCCAUCACCACCAAAGUCUGGGGCACCACACCCUGGGCCCAACAUCGGGCUGGCCGUCAUCUCAGCCAGAUGAUCUACCACACAAAGGACUGAACUACAUCUCUGAGGGUCAUAGCGGUGUGAACCAGCUAGGUGGGGUGUUUGUCAGUGGACGUCCCUUACCCGACUCUACUCGCCAGAAGAUAGUGGAGCUAGCCCACAGUGGAGCCAGGCCCUGCGACAUCUCCCGGAUACUGCAGGUCUCCAACGGCUGCGUCUCCAAGAUACUCGGCAGGUACUACGAGACCGGCUCCAUCAGACCCCGAGCCAUCGGCGGCUCCAAGCCUCGGGUGGCCACGGCCGAGGUGGUGUCCAAGAUCUCGCAGUACAAGAGGGAGUGUCCGUCCAUCUUCGCCUGGGAGAUCCGGGACAGACUGCUAGCGGAGGCGGUGUGUACCAACGACAACAUACCCUCUGUGUCUUCCAUCAACAGGGUGCUGAGGAACCUGGCUGCCCAGAAGGAGGUUCAAGUCUCCUGCGCUGUCUCACCUUCAACUGACUCUGUGUAUGACAAGCUGAGGUUACUCAACGGCCAAGCCUCGUCCUGGCCCAGACCAAACCCUUGGUACCCCACCGCAGGUGGUAGUCCGUUCCCGCCACUUCAACCGCCCAGUGUAAGUCCGUCAAUCAUGACUGAACUGCCAGACCUACCCAUCAAAAAAGCCUGCGAGGUGGACGGCGUGCCCAGUGACGAGACCUGUACCUCAGGCGGGGACAACUCCAACCCAGGGUCCUGUGGGGCGGAUGACGACCAGGCACGGCUGCGGCUCAAGAGGAAGCUGCAGCGAAACAGAACCUCCUUCACCAACGACCAGAUUGACAGUCUCGAGAAAGGUACAACAGAGUUCGAGCGGACCCACUACCCGGAUGUGUUCGCCCGGGAAAGGCUUGCCGCCAAAAUUGGACUUCCAGAAGCAAGGAUACAGGUUUGGUUCUCGAACCGCCGAGCCAAGUGGAGACGCGAAGAGAAGCUCCGUAACCAACGGAGAGGCGACCCCCAGGCUCCCGACCCUCUGGACAGGUCUUCGCCCUCCAGGAUCACACCCGGGGGCUUCAACAACUCCAUGUACCCAGCCAUACCUACACCGAUCUCCAUGCCAGGGGACUCCUACAGCCCCAUGUCGUCGAUGCCCAACUUCAGCAUGGGUGGCACAGGUGGCGGCCAGGGUCUAGGGUCUCCGGGACCCGCGGCGUGUCUCCAGCAGAGGGACUCCACGCCGUACCCCUGCAUGUCGCGGUACGAGCCCCUCAGUCUCCAGGGCUACGGUCCGCCCAAACACUCUCCUUGCAGUCCCUCCCAGGGCUACCAGACCCACCAGUACCCGCCCAACUCUUCCAGCUCUACAGGUCUGAUAUCUCCGGGAGUUAGUGUUCCCAUAGCAGUUCCAGGCCAGGAUAUGUCUGCCCAAUAUUGGCCUCGUCUGCAGUGACCCUGGUGGACAUAAGCUUCUCGACUCAGCUGAAAACGUGAUGGUUCCACGGCAUGACAGCUGAUAACGUGAUGGUUCCACUGUAUGACAGCUGACAACGUGAUGGUUCCAAUGCAUGACAGUUGACAACGUGAUGGUUCCACUGCAUGACAGCGGACAACGUGACGGUGCCAUGGCAUGACAGCUGACAACGUGAUGGUUCCACUGCAUGACAGCUGGCAACGUUAUGGUCGCAGCAUGAGAGCUGGCAACGUUAUGGUCGCAGCAUGAGAGCUGGCAACGUGAUGGUUCCACUACAUGACAGCUGACAACGUGAUGGUUACACUACAUGACAGUUGACAACGUGACAGUUUGACUGCAUGACAGCUGACAACGUGACGGUGCCACGGCAUGACAGCUGACAACGUGACGGUCCGAUGGCAUGACGGCUGGAAAAGUCAAAACCUCACUAUCAGCUGGCUCUAUUUGUGAUACUUUUGUAACCCAAAAAACAUUUUUCUCCGAUGUAGUUGGUUAUACAGCUGUGAGUUUCAAAAUUGAAAGAAACCUUCUAUUAGUCCUGUAUUAUAUAGUCUUAGUGUGAUAUCCGAUUACAGAUUAGAAAUCUCUUGUCGCACAGUAUGAGUGUAUGUUUAUCCAUUCAUAUUUUGCAAACUUAUACUUUUAAGUAACUUUUAGAAUUUUUUUCUUAUUGACAUUACAUUAAGUCUUUGCCUCAAAUGUCUGAAAAGAAAACCCAAACUUCAAGUUCAUCACAUUAGUCAAAGCACUUAUAAGACUUAAGAGACAAAUAUGUCAGGGUAGAUAGUUUUUAAAUGCAAUGUUUACAGAAGUGAUUUUGGCGGACAAAUAAAAUAUUGUACAUUUAUUUAUUACAUUCCAAUGUAAGGCAUAUUUUAAGAAAGGUAAAAUUAAAUCGCAAUUCUGAAAAAUUGUCAGGGCGUUAAAGAGGUAUCUUUGUAUUACAGAUCUAUCUCCAUUCUACCUGACUUGUUGGUGCUGGUAUAACUGUGUAUUAUGUAAAUAUUUUGCACAAAACUGUGUUCUAAUGAUCUCUACCUUAGCAAGUUGACUAUAUCUUUAUAGAUAACAUGAUUUCCAACCUACCUGGAAGAUAAUCAGAAUUCAAACAAUAUCAAACACUCUAGGAUUGCAAACUCAAAUAGCUCUAAUACGAUUUUUAUAUGUAAGAGCUAAUGUUGUAUUUAUUGUUUGUGAUAUAGAAUUACAAAUAUGUGCCUCCCUCCUGUCCAAAAUCGAUUAGUUUUUAACAAAUUCGUUUUAAAAUGUAAAAUAAAGAUACGAAAAAGGACUACUACGCGCCUGUAGCGUUGGCUUGACUGUAGCUGUGGUUAUAAUAAAUUAUGUCUUGUUUAUAUAUGUAUUGUAUUUAUUAUUGUAUAGUUUCAUGACUGCAUCUAUGAGCUCUGUCGAAAGUACAAAUUCCAAAUUACUUGGCCUAACUAGUUUCGUUGAAAGUGAUUUACUUCUAAAUAAAACGCAUGAAUGGUUUGAUAAUAAUUUACUUACACGCCUUUCUUUUUCCUAUACUUCAUCACCCUUCAGAAAACUGUAACAAAAGGCUACGUGAAGAGGUGUAGUUUAUUUUGAGUAUAAACAUUAUUAAUUAAUUUUAAUAUCUAGGAUAUUUACCUACAUUGUAAAACACGUUAAAAGCCAAGCAAUUAUAUGUUGUCACACUUUCUAACCUCAUCAAAACAAAUUACUAUUCUGAACUAUGUAAAUAACGUCUAAGGACUAAGUUGAACUAGUACUGUACUGUAUUGUUGGAUAUUAGGAGGAAAGUUCGGCCGUUUUCUAAUUCUCACCACAUUAACUGAUCACCCAGCGCACCUAGCAAGUUCUGCAAUAUGUAUAUAAUGUACUGUAACUGUCUAGCAUGUAUGACAUGACCCUGUAUAGCGUAGGUUCUAUCUUGUUCCGAGUAUCUGUUGAGUUGUUUUUAAGUUUGUGUGAUGUAAUA
Messenger RNA from Macrosteles quadrilineatus (aster leafhopper), 3712 nucleotides. Its product is annotated as paired box protein Pax-6-like. The transcript has 12 exons. Lineage: Eukaryota; Metazoa; Arthropoda; Insecta; Hemiptera; Cicadellidae. Gene Ontology annotation, biological process: anatomical structure development; regulation of transcription by RNA polymerase II. Bases 217 to 1728 code for a protein of 503 amino acids. The record is from RefSeq and is a predicted model, not a curated record. Gene Ontology annotation, molecular function: RNA polymerase II cis-regulatory region sequence-specific DNA binding; DNA-binding transcription factor activity, RNA polymerase II-specific.